This is a messenger RNA of Musca vetustissima, 1680 nucleotides long. RefSeq lists its product as uncharacterized. The transcript is spliced from 3 exons. Bases 1 to 1680 code for a protein of 559 amino acids. The record is from RefSeq and is a predicted model, not a curated record. Lineage: Eukaryota; Metazoa; Arthropoda; Insecta; Diptera; Muscidae.
AUGUAUUAUGCCGCUAAUACUUCGAUUAUAAUGGAAUUUCUUCAGCUCAUGUCUGUGGAAUAUGAAAUCAGUGUCACUAUGGCGGAAAUAUUAAAGUCGAUCAAAGAACAGCGUUUCUAUCAAACAAUUAUCUAUAUGGGUCAUGAGGAAAAAUCUUGUAGCUUUGGAACAGGACUUUAUAAUGUGGAUAGAAUUUCCCAGCUAUUGGCCAUGGUGGCUUUGUGUGGUCGACAAGUCCUGGAUGAAACAUUACUUCAAACGUUAUGGAAGUCGUUGAGGCGUAAUGUAAAGUCGCGAUUAUUGUUACUCUGCCGUACUGAUGGAGAUGAUGAUAAUUACAUUUGGAAAAUUAUGGAGUUUUGUACGAAAAACAAAGCGGUAAAUGUAAUGGCCAUUAAAGAGGAUUUUUGGAAAUCCCGAGAAUUUUAUACAACACAAAUAUAUCCGAAAUUUGAGGUGCGCAUUGAAAAAUUCUUGCCUUCGAAUGGAACUAUUUUCUAUCCAGAUCAUGUGAUGAAUAUGUAUGGGUAUCCAAUACGUUUGGGAAUCAACAAGGACGGCACGAAGGCUUAUGUUGUAGGGGAACUAGGCAAUAGCUAUAUUUUAAGUGGCCAUGUUGGAGCGUUCUUCACAGUUUUCUCGCGAAUCCACAAUGCUUCCAUAGAUUUACCGCACUACAAUAAAACAGCUGAGACAACUCUUGUGCUGUUGACGCAGUUAGUUGAGAAUGGGACCUAUGAUAUGUCUCUCGAAUUGGCAAUAAAUAUGUAUGUCAACGAUAUGGUGUACAGUAACACCUAUGAUUUUUUGGAUUGGUGCUUAAUGGUGCCAAUGGAGAAACCAAUUCCGGCCUAUCUUUUCUACAUUAACAUUUUUGAUGGUUUCUUAAUUGCAGUUAUUUUUUGCAGUGCCUUUUGUGUGGCUUUCUGUGUGGCCUUGACUUACUGGUUACGCGGCGAUGCAGUCUGUUGGUUAGAUGUUAUAUUUAAUAUCUACAUUUAUAAUGGCAUUUUGGGCCAUCCGUUCCAUAUGGAAAAGAAAUUUGCAGGAGUGCGUAGCUUUCUCUAUCUACUAAUAGGCAUGAGCGGUCUCAUUAUAAAUACUACGUUCGUGACACAUCUGCAAACCUUCAAAGCUCAUCCACCCACAGAGAAGCCCAUAACUACCUUAGAUGACUUUCGCAAUUCAAAGUUGAAAAUCGCUAUUUAUACCGAGGAGUUUAUGCUACUACAAAAAUACAAUGCCACCAGUGCCUAUGAAGAAUAUGCCCAUUUAGUACCCUCAUAUCGCGAUUAUCAUAGAUUGCGCGAUAGCUAUGACAAUCGCUUUGCCUAUCCCGUACCAUCGGCUCAAUGGUCUCAAUACGAACAACAACAACAGUUCUUUUCCAAACCAAAAUAUCGUUUAUCCGAUAUAUGUUUUGUUCGUAAGAUUGGUGUCAUGAUACCGAUGCAAUCGAAUUCACCCUAUGAAGAUGCCAUUAACAAAUUGAUUGGCAUUGUCAAUCAAGCCGGAUUAAUACAAUACUGGAAGACUCUUGAAUUUUUGGAAGCUCUUCAAAGGAAUCGUAUGAAUUUGAUUGAUGUCAGUGCGGUCAAUACUUAUGAAGUACUGAAAAUGGAGGAUAUAAAACUGCUGGGUUAUCUAAUUGGCGUGGUCGAAGAGGGAGUGCAUAAUUAA